This is a messenger RNA of Canariomyces notabilis, 2547 nucleotides long. Its product is annotated as sulfate permease. The transcript has 4 exons. Gene Ontology annotation, cellular component: plasma membrane. Bases 1 to 2547 code for a protein of 848 amino acids. Gene Ontology annotation, biological process: transmembrane transport. The record is from RefSeq and is a predicted model, not a curated record. NCBI's taxonomy places the organism in Eukaryota, Fungi, Ascomycota, Sordariomycetes, Sordariales, Chaetomiaceae. Gene Ontology annotation, molecular function: secondary active sulfate transmembrane transporter activity.
AUGUCGACCAAGGCCGGCCACCUGGUGGCCAAGGCGCUGGGCAUCAAACUCCAGGACAAGGAACCCUACCGGGGUGAGCUUGAGACUCCCGGCGCGUCGGUCCUCUCCAGCCAGACUUUUGUCGAAGAGCCACCGAGCCUUCUCGACGUCUUCGACGACCUGAUCCCUUCUGGACACCAGAUCCAGCAAUACCUCCUCUCGCUCUUCCCCUUCCUCUCCUGGAUUGGGCAUUAUAACCUACAAUGGCUGAUAGGAGAUCUGGUUGCUGGCGUCACCAUUGGCGCUGUCGUGGUUCCCCAAGGCAUGGCCUACGCUAAGCUGGCCAAUCUCGAAGUCCAGUUUGGUCUCUACUCAUCUUUUAUGGGUGUUUUGAUCUACUGGUUCUUUGCCACUUCCAAAGACAUCACCAUUGGUCCAGUUGCUGUCAUGUCGCAGCUUACCGGUGGUAUCGUCGCAGACCUUGCCGUUGCCCUGCCUGACGUCCCAGCCCACGUCGUUGCAUCGGCCCUUGCCAUCUUGGCUGGUUCCAUUGUCCUCUUCAUCGGGCUCAUCCGCUGUGGAUGGAUUGUCGAUGUCAUCUCGCUCACUGCCCUGUCGGCGUUCAUGACGGGCUCGGCUAUCAACAUUGCCGUUGGUCAAGUUCCUGCCAUGAUGGGCAUCUCGGGCUUCUCGACCCGUGAUCCGCCCUACCUCGUUUUUAUCCACACUCUCCAGGGUCUGCCCAGGACCACCCUGGACGCUGCCAUGGGAUUGACAGCUCUGACCAUGCUCUACGCUAUCAGGGCAGCCUGCUCCUACUCUGCCAAGCGCUGGCCAAAGCACCAACGCCUCAUAUUCUUCCUCUCGACCUUGCGUACCGUCUUCGUCAUUUUAUUGUACACGAUGAUCAGUUGGCUCGUCAACCGGGGCCUCGACAAGGACCAUGUCAAGUUCAAGAUCCUGCUUGAUGUUCCUAGGGGCUUCCAGAACGCAGCUGUUCCUGUGCUUAACGAGCGGCUUGCCAGUCACCUCGCCAGCUACCUGCCCGCUACCGUCAUUGUCUUGCUGAUUGAGCAUAUUGCAAUCUCCAAAUCGUUCGGUCGAGUGAACAACUACUCCAUCAACCCGUCCCAGGAGAUGGUGGCCAUCGGCGUCACGAAUAUGCUGGGCCCCUUCCUAGGCGGAUACGCCGCUACAGGCUCCUUCAGCCGGACCGCUAUCAAGUCAAAGGCUGGAGUUCGGACCCCGUUCGCCGGCGUCAUUACUGCCGUUGUUGUCCUCCUAGCCAUCUACGCCCUGCCUGCCGUCUUCUACUACAUCCCCAACGCCUCGCUUGCCGCCGUCAUUAUCCACGCCGUCGGCGAUCUGAUCACUCCGCCAAACACCGUCUACCAGUUCUGGCUCGUCUCGCCGAUCGAGGUCUUUAUCUUCUUCGUGGGCGUCAUUGUCACCGUCUUUUCGACCAUUGAGAAUGGCAUCUACUGCACCGUCUGCAUCUCGGCCGCCAUGCUCCUUUUCCGUAUCCUGAGGGCCAAGGGUCGGUUCCUAGGCCGUGUGAGGGUGCAAUCCAUGCUAGGAGAUCACGUCUUCGGUGAAGACACGCGCCGGCAGGACGAAUACGGAACCUUCAUCGGCUCCGCCGAGGCUCGUUUCCGCAACGUAUUCCUACCCAUCACCCACGCCGACGGCUCUAACCCCGAGGUGGAGCUCGACAACCCCUACCCCGGCAUAUUCAUCUACCGCUUCUCUGAAGGCUUCAACUACACCAACGCCAGCCACAACCUCGAGGACAUGACCGACUACAUCUAUCGUCACACUCGUCGGACCAAUUUAGCGCAUUUCGAGCGGCCGGGCGACCGCCCAUGGAAUGACCCCGGGCCGUCGCGGCGCAAGCUCAAGGCCGCUGCCGCGGCCGGUGUCGAUGCCGGCACAGUGGAUGUGGACGUGAACCUACCGACGCUCAAGGCCAUCAUCCUCGACUUCAGCUCUGUCAAUUUCGUUGACAUCACCUCGGUCCAACAGUUGAUCGACGUACGGAACCAGCUCGACCGAUACGCGGCGCCCGACGUCGUGGACUGGCACAUCGCCUGCAUCAGCAACCGCUGGACCAAGCGCGCCCUCGCGGCCGCCGGCUUCGGGUACCCCACCAGCCGGCCCGACGUACCGCACCUCCGGUGGAAGAGCAUCUUCAGCGUGGCCGAGAUUGGCGGCUCCCAAAGCGCAGCCGCCGCCGCCGAGUUUGAGGAUAAUGAGAAGGAGCUCAACUCGCAGCAGCAUCAACAGGCUUUGGACGUCGAGGCUGGCCUGGCCGCCAUAAAGAAGGCCACCAGCAAGAGCAGCAGCAACAGCAGCGGCAUCAGCGGCGGGGACGAAGGAGUAGCCGCCAGCGCUAACCCCAAGCCUGCCACAGCGGUGCCCAACGCCGGACGCACCGUGGCCGUCCACGGCAUCAAUCGCCCCCUGUUCCACGUCGAUCUGACGAGCGCCUUGCAGAGCGCCAUCGCCAACGUCGAGGCAAGGCACGAGGUGGAGGCUGGCGCCACCAAGCGUUCUAAUGAUGGGGAAUGA